Toxoplasma gondii ME49 is the source of this 5101-nucleotide messenger RNA. RefSeq names its product mitochondrial inner membrane translocase TIM44, putative. Gene Ontology annotation, cellular component: mitochondrial inner membrane. Gene Ontology annotation, biological process: protein import into mitochondrial matrix. Gene Ontology annotation, molecular function: protein-folding chaperone binding. The transcript is spliced from 6 exons. The coding region runs from base 2019 to 3815 and encodes 598 amino acids. The record is from RefSeq and is a predicted model, not a curated record. Lineage: Eukaryota; Apicomplexa; Conoidasida; Eucoccidiorida; Sarcocystidae.
CCCGCAUCGUAUUCAACAAGGUCUGUAGGAUGGCAAGAACAGUUGAGUCCAAGCACAAGCUACGCAAGACGACUGAAACACACCCCGUAAAAAAAGACAAGGCAAAGUGACGCACAAAGACUCGAGCGAAUCCGACAUCAGGAACACACAAUCCUGCAAGUGGCACAGGUUUGCCCACCACUGUCCGGGAGAGGCUGGGACAGGGACUGAAGCUCCUCAGUAACGCAUUUGCUUGAAAGUAAAUAGGUGAAGAAGGCAGAUGUCUAGGUUUCCGCGAUCGCUGGCAGUUCACCUUUGUCAAAAGCAAAUUCAAGAAACCGGAACGAAACAACGAAAGCUGAAGAAGCUGCGUGUCGGCGCGAGUUUCGACCGAGGCGGACUUCUUGCCACAGGCCCUCUGUGAUCAAUGAGCUGCACAAACAACGCGAUUUUCACUUGAGUGGUCUCCUGUAUUCCUCAACUCAGACUGGGGAGUCACGGAAGCCGCAAAGGAAAGAAGCGAGUCGAUCUGCGCAUCGCAGUGCACACUCGUCUACGGAUGGUAGAAUCGAGCUGUCCGGCUGAACAUCCCUUUCCUACAGACAUCCGCGCCGAAAACUCAGGUGUAUGACGGCAGCUCAGAACGGGGCGGCGAACUCUGCUGCCGGCAUUUCCGUUCAAGAUGGUUCGGCGGACAAUAACUCUCGAUUGAGCGGCUCUGCGUACGUAGUAGAACUUCUCGACCAGGCAAGGUCUCCAGCAAGUUGCAGAAUUCCCUGGAAAAGCUCAGAAACAGUCCAGACAAAGAUUCCUCUCACGAUGAUGUUGUUCUCGAGUUCGACCGCGACUGCUGGGACUGCAUGUGAUGACUUUCCGCUAGGUCGCGAGCCUUCGCCUUCGCUACCCCCCGACGUCCUUUCUCUUCGGCUAUUAUUCAUGGCACAGGAGCACGAGGCGACACUCCAGCUGGACACCGUUGCCGCGACCCUGCGACUCUUUCUGGUGAACGCGUUUGCUUUUCGCCGUGUUAAAGUGGCUUUUCAGCCAGUCACCUUUGUCCUCGCGGCGGUAAAAGAGACCGAGACUUUCGUCGCGCUUCUGCGCGCGCGCUACGCUGACAGCGAAAAAUCGCCCGUCCCGCUCACCCCUCAAUUGCAGUUUCGGUGUUUACAACCGGGCAGGGAAGCGGCUGCUGGACCUCGCAUCUGCCACCUGCGUCGUUUCUUCUUUCGGCGUUCGUUUUUCUCCUCGCCUCUCUGUUCGCCGUCAUCUCCGUUGCGGCUCAAAGGCGAAUCUUCGACUUGUGGGGCGGACUGUCGCGUAGGGUCUACAGACACUGGGCGGACGAACAGUGUCUCGCAUUUUCCAGUUGAUGCUUCUCUUUUUUCCGGCUCAUUCGGCACCGUUUUCGCCUCCCUUCUUGUGCUCUGUUUCCUUCGUGCCUGCUGACUUCCAGACAGGUCCCGGUCCUCCUCUGUUCGCGUCCGUACCCAAGCCGUCGUCCUCCGCUGCUUGGUGCCCUCUCCUCCCCCCUCAACGCUGUCCGGAAGUGUUGGCAUUCUCAGUUUCUGGGACUGGAAAGGAUCGCAAAUGCUCUCUCCGGUUUUCCUCCGCUCUCCACCUGUUUUUUCCUCUGUCUGUCCAGCGUCUUCUCGACGAAGUGAACACACCGCCGAAUCUCCGAGCUCGACGCAGCUCCUCGCUGCGGCUUCUGCGUCUCGUCUCCCCCCGGACCUUCCAGUCUCUCUCUGGAUAUAUCUCUUCUUCGUUUGUCUUUCAUCACCUCGCCAGUGUUUUCUUCUUUUGCGCUUCGCCUGCCGCGGCUCUCGCCUCCGUCUCUGUAUCUCGCGUCCUCAGCUUUCUCUCUGCUCGGUCUCUUACUUGCCUGCAGUGUUGUGAGACUUGGUGGGGAGCAGUUGCAGAGAACUUGGUUCUGUGCAUCUCUUAGCUGAAGUCCUUUUCAGUGUCCUCUCCGGCGGUAAUCUCUUUUCUUCGCUCGUUCAUCUUGACUUCCACCGUCUUCUCUUCCAUCUCCAACGAUGGCAGCUCGAGCUUGGAAGGCGGCUUUGGUCGCCGCGCCGCCGUCUCGCCGGUACCGUCUUUCUGUGUCUUCUCUUCCUUCGUCACGUCUGAACUCUCCCUCUGGUCUGUCUCUUCUUUUGCGUCCGUCGAGCGUUUCUUCCGCGUCAGCUUCUUCACAUGCUUCUGCUCCUUCUUCCUUCGCAUCCUCUCCUCCCUCGGUCCCUACACUCGCCUCCGCCUCCGCCGUCUCUCUCGACUCGCGUCGUUGUCUCGCUCGCGUCUCGGUCUCCUCCUGCCGGAACUCUGUACCCACCUUCUCGCAGGUCGAUUCCUCGCCUUUUGCGUUGUCUCCGCUCUUCUCGCGCAUCCCAGCUUCUUCUCUCGCCUGCGCUCCGCGCGCUCCGCUGCGACUCUGCUCGCGAGCAGACUUCUCGUCUGCGUCUGGCGACAGUGCCUCGGACGGCGCCGGCCGGACCUCCUCCUCCUCUCGCUCUUCACACCACUCGAGUUCUCGGACCCACCGUUCGUCGCAGCACCGAAGGCCUUCCUCGGGGGGCUCGGGCUCUUCUGCGAGCUUCAUCAAGUCCGUCCUCGCGCAAGUCAAGCAAGACAUGGAACGGAAUCAUGAGCUGAAGAAGGCGAUGGAGGAUCUGAAGGCCUCUUCGCUGUCGCAGAAGAGCGAGAAGCUCAGCAGCCGCGUCCAGGAGGCAGCGGCGACGGCGAGUGCUCUCGCCAGCCAGAUGGCUAACCAGACGCAGACGCUGUGGGGGGACGCGGCGACGCAGGCGAGUCGCAUGCAGCAGCUGUUGAAAGACAAGGCCUUCACACCGAUUCAGGAAGCGACCGAGCAGAACGCAGCUCUCAAGGGCGUCGCGCAGGCAGUGGGGCGCGCGAGACAGCGGCUCAAUCAUGCGUUGUCCAAGGUCGCGAGCGCCACAGAGAUCUUCAGAGACGACGUCGACGACGCCGAGAAGAAAGCCGCCAAGUGGAGACAAGACAUGGCAGUAAAGCGCUUCAAGGAGCAGGAGGCGCGGAAGCGCGAACAGGAACUUGCGCAGCGACCGAGCGACUCGGAAGCCGACGGCGCAGACGAAGGCGCGAAGAAGCCACAGGGAGCAGGCGAACGAGAGGGCGGCGAGCGACGCACGGAGGAAGAAGAACCUCGAGAGGAUGCCCUAGUUCUCUCUCAAAGAACCAGCUGGGAUCGAUUCUCCACCAAGUUCAAGGAAAUGUCUUUCCUGCAGAACUUCUUCGAGAACCCCCUGGUCGCCCAACUUUUUGGAGAGACAGAAAUCGCCGCCUCCAUCCGUGAAAUGAAAAUCCUGGAUCCCAAAUUCAAGUUGGCAGACAUGCACAACAUGAUGGAGCGCGUCAUCGCGGCUCACAUUGUGCAAGCCUUUCUGCUCGGAGACGAAGGCACUCUUGCUGUGCACUGCGCAGAGGGCGCCUUCGCCGCAAUGCGCGCGUCCAUUAUCGAACGUCGCGCCCAGAAGGUUCGCCUGGACAGCGAAAUCCUGCAGCUUGGAAAUGUUGAACUCGUCGGCGCCCGUCGCAGCUUGACGCCGCCGAUUUGCGCGACGCAGAAUUUUUCUGCAGACGAGUGUCCGUGGUUCGUUUACACCUUCACUUGUCAACAAGUGAACUGUUUGCGGUCGGAGGUCGACGGACGCGUGGUUGAGGGCCGCGAAGACGACAUCCGUCGAGUCGUCUACUCGAUCGCUGUCUCCAAGCACCCAAAACCGGAGACGGAAGGUCUCCUCUAUCCCUGGAUGAUUCGAGAGAUCGCCAUCAUCGGCAGCGAAGCAGUAUGGUGAUUUCUGAGAGGCUGCGUUCACUUGAGGCGCGCUGCAGCUUGUCGACGCGGCCCUGCUGGCCGUUUCACAGCGGUGACUAGACACCUUCGCGAGAGUGGAAGAGAAACUGAAAGAAAGACGCAACGGGAAGACGAAGCUCGAGGAAGACGCCUGCAAAUCCGUGUCUUUCCUGCAGCUAUCGUCGCCUGUUCGGAGUCUUCCAAUCAACAAGAGCACUGCAGGAAGCUCUUUUUUUUUCUCGUGUGGGUCGCACCUUUGUUUCGCUCCGCCCUCCCGUUGUUUCUGUUGUUGUUUUCCUCCUAGAGUUCUCCGUUUUUCCGUCCUCCGCUUCCUUUGUUUUUCCCUUCGUUUUUCUUCUUGUCUUUCGUUGGGCCUAGGUACCUCGUCGCUCGUGAGUCAACUGUCUCAUCGAACGCGGCGCGACCUCCGCUGUCAACCGACGCCGUCCAGUUCCACGCUUUCCGUUGACGCUGAACUUUUUUAAUCGUUUGAAAGCAACUGCGCAAGUCGAAUCAAGAGAGACAGACGCGCACGGGAGAACGCGCGAAAGACCCAGAAAGUGACGAAACUCCGAUGUGAUUAUCGAAGCGCCGCACACCCCCAGUUAACCGUAGCAGAAGCCGGCGUAAAAGUACCGACGUCGUGGUAGGAUACGGAAACUGAACGCUCUUCCGCCCAGCGACAGGGCGAGGCGUUGCCUGAGAAACAGGAUUGCCGACAUGCGUUUGCAGCCUUUGAGACGCCGAGUUCGACUGCGGGAUCAGAACUCGAAGGCCUCUGCGUACGGAAUCCACGCUGUGUACUGUGUUACCAGAGCAGGCAAAAAAGAGCAACGGGGGCGAGACAAGGAAAGGAGGAAACAAGCGAACCGCCUUUCGGCUGUCGCGCUCUUUCGAUUUCCAAUUGCAGUUCCCAGGAGGGCUGGUCUUUAAGGCAGUCUUAAUGCUUUGCAGGAGAUGGGGAGUGACAAGCAGAAGCAACGCAGCCGAAAGAGUUUCGCGAGAGAGAAAACGGUCCCCGCAGCCGGCGACUCGACAGACCGGAAAAUGAGGCUCGACUCAGAAGGCCACUGUCAAAAACACAGGAAACGCGUAGUAGCGGUACACGUAAAGCGAGGAAAUGAAGCACCCACAGCCUCGUCAGGUGUAGGGACACCGCGCGGCAGCAGCAGAAGAAGGAACAAGCCAGAAUGGCGGAGUUUCGUUUCAGAACGAGCGACAUGCAUGCAGUGCUUCCCAAAAAAGCGAGAAACAACCACAUGCUGUCUCUUUUGUUCGCCUCUCCAC